UGAUUACUAAUUCCAAACGCCGAGCGGGAAAGGCUAGUCGCGAUGCUGUCCGCCUUGUGAGCGGCUACGUGGAUAAACGGGUCCACAGAUGGUGCAAUGGCAGUAAAAUCAGCAAUAAAAUUGAUUAAAAUUCCACUUCUGCACAAUAACAUAGUGUGCACUCGUUACAUCUGGAUGAUUAACGGCGCAGUGGGCGCUCAUCCAGGUUGCAAGUGCAAAGCGUUCAUCGCUUUCUCGGACCUGGAAAGUGAUGUGACUGACCACCAGAGGAAGGUCGCCGUGUUGACUAGCUUCCACUGCACAGAGCCUAAUGCAAUGGCUGCAAGAGGUAUUCCAAGGCUGUUCGUUGGAAAUUUGCCAUGGACCAUUGGUCGGAAGGAAUUGCGCGACUACUUUUCCCAGUUUGGUCAGAUUCAAGCGGUGAAUGUGUACUAUGAUAAAGAGACGGGAGUAAGCCGCAAUUUUGGCUUCAUACAGUUUGGCAGCCGAGAAGGUUAUCUAAACUCAGCACGCGAAACGAACCACUUUUUGGAAGGAAACCGGUUGACUGUGUCAGAUAUGAACAUUGCCGGUUCUGUUUUGCGGACACCUAAUCAGAAGCAAAAUUUUCGAGAGAGACCAACCAAUUCUUCCACUGGAAGCGGACAAACAGGCGCUAAAAGACCUUCUACCAAUAUCAGCCAGAUUUUUGCCACAAGCAAAGGCGAUCCUGUUGUUUGAACGGUUGUAGACAGCUAAGUUUGUUGCUAUUGAUAAUAGCGUUACUUUUUAGACUAUUAGUUUGAAAUCGACAGUGUAUUCAGUACUUACUGUGCUUGUAUAGUUAUCCGUUUGCUGUGUAGACUGACGGCUCUGUUGGAAAUUUGUAUUUAUGAAGUGUCGGUGUUUUUGGGCUCUCGCGCAUCGGUUUUCUUUGGGAAUAAAGAUUAACUCAUGC
Paramacrobiotus metropolitanus is the source of this 937-nucleotide messenger RNA. Its product is annotated as SRA stem-loop-interacting RNA-binding protein, mitochondrial-like. The coding region runs from base 97 to 720 and encodes 207 amino acids. NCBI's taxonomy places the organism in Eukaryota, Metazoa, Tardigrada, Eutardigrada, Parachela, Macrobiotidae. The transcript has 5 exons. Gene Ontology annotation, molecular function: RNA binding. The record is from RefSeq and is a predicted model, not a curated record.